This is a messenger RNA of Spirometra erinaceieuropaei, 4828 nucleotides long. The record is from the annotation of a GenBank genome assembly. Lineage: Eukaryota; Metazoa; Platyhelminthes; Cestoda; Diphyllobothriidea; Diphyllobothriidae.
AUGUUGGAGUGGUGGGAUCUGUCACACAAAGUGAUCUCCACGUCCAGUAUACAUAAAGAUACCCUUCAAGCAACUGUAAACCAGUGCAACCUUGCCCUGAGGUUUGUUAUACCCUGAAUUUUUAGAAGCAGCACUAUGGUUACUAGUUAAUUUGACUCUUUCUGAGAUUAUUCGAGCUGUUGGCUAGCGAUUCUAGAUUAUUCUCUGGAUUACUCAUCUUGCACUGUCAGAAUUCCGGCGGGCAGCGUCGCCUGGACUCUGUCUACGCUGGUUAACUCUCCCAUACGCGCCAAAUUGCCCAAAUCCCGGGUUUAUUGUAAACUAGUCCAAAACUGCUCAUGUCUGGGGAACAUUUCAAGAUCAGUUUUUGAAAGGCGAGUAGUCCUACGGUGUGGUGUAACUGACUGUGCUUCGGUACACCAGCAAUUUGAUGCAUUGUCAAUUGUGACACUACACUAGUGUCAGGCUUUGCCGGUCAACCUAGCUGCUAGUUACCUACAUGCUCACGGAAUUCCAGGUGGCAGAACUGCUGUCAACGUUGGCUUGUUGCGAAAUAAGCGCGCUCUCGGAUUUGGUGAACGCAAGUUGGGGGCAGCAGCAACGGUGCUACCAAAGCACGAAGGACUGAGGUCUGAGCUUCAUAAAACGACAACCCGAUGGUAGCAUUGUAGUUCGUACACGCCUGUUAUUUCACCUUUCAUCCGCAUACAAAUUAUCACGAGCAAGUUGCUUUGAUUUCUCAAACGUUGACAACCUAGUGGUGCAUACGUGCUGAGAAAGUUUUCGGAUUCACUCAGCGCUCCGUCGUAACUGGGUCAGCGGAUCAGGUCUUGUAGUUGUCUGCCAAGGUGAUUCGAAGUAGGUCCCUGCCAACUCCGGAAAAUGACGGCACUUAGUUGGCGAUGAUAGAAAGCGCUAUUGGGCUGAAAUAGCUACCUCCAUGGAGCAGGCCCCAAACGUUGGACUUUUAUCCCACUCCAGCCUCACUACUCAGCACCUUCGCACCCAGAAAGAAUGGUAUUCUUGCCGAAAUCUGCAAAUCUUAUGUCGACACUGGCGCCUUGGCUCUGUAGGGUGAUUGAGCGACCCUGGAGUAAUGAACUCUUUCCUGUUGACUGUGACUCGGACAUCCCUGUGGCUGUCAUCAAGAAGUAAGAUAAGACAAGGUAGAGAACUACCAAGGCAUAAGCUGUACUUGCCUCGAUGCUAACGUAUUCGCAGGUUUCAUCCUCUGUCGAUUGGAGAUUUUGCGUGACUCGAGGAUAAAGCGGCCAGGCCGGGUUUCGAGCCGGACGUGGAUGCAUAGUCCUGGAAUUCACGCUCUGAUACAUUAUUGAAUUUUCCUAUGGUUGCCAGCAACUGGUGGUCGUCAUCCUUGUUGAUUUCGCCGCAGCGUCGGAUUUCGUUUAUCAUGAGUCCCUGUGGCGGAUAAUAAAACAAUGUGGUAUGCCAGCAAACAUCAUGGUCAUGGCCAAGCCUCUAUCAUUGCGCGAGUUUUGGUUUAUAACAGUCCCUCUUGGCCGCCCGGCAUGGUUGCAUUCUGCAGCCCAUACUGCUCAACAGAACCAUUAACAGGAUUCUCGGAAGGCCCCUACAAGUUUGACAGUGCCCGCUCCAGGCUCCAGCAGACUGGCCUCGACUAUGUUGGCGAUAUCGUCUUACCAGCAUUUACUGUGAGAAUCUGCCGCGGUCUAGUGUUGCUAAAUCAGUUGGCUUGUCCAUGAACGCUAAAAAGGCCAAAGUGCUUUUGACCAGGAGAAAGCGCUCCCUGGGAUUCGCGACUGACGACCUGACGAAUUAGGCAGCCUCAGUUAUCUAGUGCAGGGCUGCUGCUGAAUGAGCAGAGUAUGGGCACCAGCGUCCUCCAAUUCGAUGUUGUUCUUAAGCUUUCCGCAGUCCUUGGGAAGUGUCCGUGGACCCAGUGCGAUAUCCCCACAUAUGCCGAACAUCUGCCCAGUCAGUCAUCCUGCGGGGUUGUGAAUGCUGGGAAGAAAAUCGAAAAUAUAUGACCACCGUUGCCGGAGAUCCAUCUUUUAGGCGAAAUACACCGCCUCGAAUGAGACAUCCCACACUCCCUGCAACAACGUUGCGGGGACCCCUCAGGGCAUCAGAAUGACAACUGAAGUGCUUUGGGCGUUUUUUGUUGUUUGCCACAUACGUACCGCGUUGUUGGACCUAAUCUGGCGCCGUUGGCGACAUGGAGGCGUCGAAGGGGUGGCCGACCAAAAAUUUGGCAUUUCACGGCCUGUCAAGGCAUGAAAGUGGCUCCUGGACUUCCGGUAUCCAGUCUCCAUUGAUGGGAAAGCGAGUGAGUCGAGCUCUCCAAAUCGGCUAUCACACAUUUUCAAACGCGGAGGCACAAUCUACGGCGUCAUCGAUAUCAGGUAGAUUGGAUAUUAUUGCAGCUGCAUUAAGUCUAUUUUCACUAAUCCCGGGUUUCUAUAAGCCGCGGCUGUGCCUGUUUAAUCAAACGCACUAUGCAGUCCGGGGUAUCAGACGCCACUGUGUACAACGUAGAUUAAGUCAUGCUCGGUCAGCAUCUCGUUUGCUUUUGUUAGUUUUGACUUCUAUUGUAUGCAUUAUAUACAGACCAUAUACCGCAACUCACUUUCGGUCUUUCAUUUCAGAGACUAUGUAGUAGAAUUUAUGACACAACUGCACAAGCAAAAUAUCCCAAUUCUGAUAUUUUCUGCUGGCCUCGGGAACGUUAUAGAACUUCUUCUGGAACGUUUCAACUUGUGCUUCGACAACGUUCGAGUAGUUUCCAAUUUCAUGGACUUUAACGACGAGGUACGUCACCGGUGUACCUUAUGGAUAUCCAUUUUUUACUUGCCGACUGGUAUAUCUUUGGUCUUUUAGCCACUAUCUUUUUCUCUAUGAAACUCUGGCAAACCUGAGAUCAGGCCUGCUAUGUGGGAGUCCACUUAACUCUACCGGUCUGGUGAGGGACCAUGUGUUCUUUUAAAUCAACAGGUAGUCCAAUAGAAUCACGCAUUCGGUUACCUCGAUUUUUCUAAGCCACCUCUGGUCCAUAGCAUCACGAGAUUCCGAUCUAUCUAUUCUAGGCAAUUGAUGGAAUUGAGCGUUAGGAACGCGCCUCAGUAAAAUCCGGCGUCUUGCAUGAAAAGCAGUCUUUGUCUAUUAUUUGAACAAAACAAUAUAGUCUUUCAGUUUUUUGACAAGUAAAUGACGGCAGACAGAAGUCUCUCUUGGACAUUAGUUGCUACGUGAAAAUCUUGACAACUGCGCGAGCGAGGGUUCUGCCUCUUCACGUGGAAAGGCGCCGUUAGCUAGUUUUGUCUCCGGCCAGUGACUACCAGUCUGUUUCAAAGGCCACUAUACGACUGAAUUGUCAAAAUUCCUGAUAUCCAGUCGGAUGUUCCCCUUUUCUGGUUUUCCAGCCCGAACCUCAUGGUGUCUCAAACCAGCCUUGGCCGAAAUAUAAGAUUGUAAUGCUGUUCCCACUUACGACCUAUCUACCCUUUAAUGUUGUUGGUCGGAGGCGCUGUGGAAGAUUACGUCGUGUGCGUCUUUACCACACUUUCGAAACAGCGAUUCCCUGAUACUAAUCAGUAGACGCCUGUGGAAUUCUUUGUUGAAGACAAGCGUUUUAAAAUAAAAGGCCUUUUUCAAUCUACUAUUUUAGGGCCUUCUGAUUGGGUUCCAAGAACCUAUAAUACACACUUUCAACAAGACAAUCGCAACCGUCUCUAACAGCGACUACAUCAAGAAGGUUUUGUCCAAGCGUUCAUCCAUCAUUCUGUUGGGCGAUUCCUCGGCCGACCCUUACAUGGCGGACGGUAUCCACGGUGAAAAUGCGGACCCCCAUGUAAAUAUUCUGAAAAUCGGUUACCUUAACGAUAACGUAAGUCAACCAACUUCUCGUAGCCCUGCCUUUGGUUUUUACUCAUAUCCUUUCCAAUGACCUCCAAUUUUGUGCCCCACAACCAUUACUUUGUUUACUUUUGUUUGCUCUUAUAAGUGGGUAAUUACGUUAGUUGCAGCAUUUGCCUAUUGUCGACCGAUGUUCUCCUCGUUGGAGACAUUUUCGCUUAAUAGCAGUGGUCAGACGACAUACAUGUUCAGAUAAGUGAUCUGGAAGUGUGACUUAUUCUACAGUUGUGAAGUGGACUGCUAUACUGCCCUCAUUUCGAAUUGCACAUAAUAUCAGCAACUUGAAGGCUUCUGGUCCUCAACCUUCCCGUGAUCCGGUUUCUAUUCGUUUACCCAGGACAUUGGUCAGAGCUGUUCUUUUCGUUGUCUAUUUGAAAGUAGCUCGAGAUGUGUUUGGACGGAACCAGCCUCUAUUUUUCGCCACCAUAGUCUAACUUGACCUGCUAUUAGUCGCGUAGUACUCUGAAGUAAUCCUACGACUGCAUUGUGGCCGAUAUUAGUAUUAUUUCCGCACGUCCUCGUUAUUACUAACAGUGUGGUAUUUAGGGCCCUGAAGCCUUUCAAGUUUUACUAGUACCGUCAGAUGAAUAACCCGAGCAGCUAUGUCUACUACCAAACUUUCGCAUUUCCAAUGACAUUGUCUUUUUGUCUCGCGUCCUGCUUUGCAAUAAUUAAUUCCUUUAGUACUCAUUUUUGUCCGAGAGCACAAGUUUAGACUUGUAGUUUACCUUGUAUCUUACUCAGAGCAGCUUAGUUCAUUUUAACUAUCAUUGAUUUACUUAUUUUUUUUCUCAAUUUCUUUUUACUAUAGGUCGAAACCCUACUGGAUGCCUACAUGGAUAUUUAUGAUAUAGUCCUGAUAGACGAUGCGACAUUUGAGAUACCGCUUGAGGUGUUGAACUGCAUCGUUCAUUCAGAAUCGCUCGAAGUCUAA